AUGCUUCGCUCGAUUUGCAAUACAAAGAAUUCAAUCAAUUUUUCCAUCAUAAGCCGUACCAUCAAAGCUUCAUCGUCAUCAUUGGUAGUAAACAACAUGAUGAGAAUGGAAUCAUCUUCGGACAUGAUGUUUUCCACUCGUUCUGUUGUACGAGGAGAUGAAAGCGGAUUUCAUGAUGAUUUUAAAACAGUCCGCAAACCUCCACAACAGAAUAUGAAGGAAUUGUUCGAACAGAAGAAACAAGAAGUUGAUAAAAUUGUACAUUCCAAUAAGAUUGUAUUAUUCAUGAAAGGUACACCUGAAAGACCAGAGUGUGGCUUCUCAGGGGCUGUUGUAAAGAUUCUCUCAUUAUACAAUGUCGAUUAUGCUUCGUACAACAUGAAUAAGGAUGUCAUGAUGAAGGAAGCAUUGAAAGAAUACAGUGAUUGGCCAACCAUUCCACAAUUAUUUGUUGAUGGAGAAUUAAUUGGAGGAAGCGACAUUGUUUUAAAUCAUCAUAGAGAAGGUACUUUGCAAGAAGUGCUCGAAGGAAAGAAGGAGUAA
This is a messenger RNA of Naegleria lovaniensis, 543 nucleotides long. RefSeq lists its product as uncharacterized. The record is from RefSeq and is a predicted model, not a curated record. NCBI's taxonomy places the organism in Eukaryota, Heterolobosea, Eutetramitea, Acrasida, Naegleriidae. The coding region runs from base 1 to 543 and encodes 180 amino acids. The transcript has a single exon.